Linum trigynum is the source of this 612-nucleotide messenger RNA. NCBI's taxonomy places the organism in Eukaryota, Viridiplantae, Streptophyta, Magnoliopsida, Malpighiales, Linaceae. The record is from the annotation of a GenBank genome assembly.
AUGAGUUUGAGGGCCGACGGUUUUCCUCAGUUUGAUUUUCAGAUGCCUAGUAGGGCUGGUAGUGGAGCUGGUUCCAGUCGUGAUCAUGCUUCACCGUUUGAGCCUUCAGAUGAGAUUGAUGACGAGUCGGAGGAGUAUGAGUCGGAUGCUGUUGAGUAUCGCAUUCCACCAGUCAGUCCGAUCAGAGAUAGAGGUGCCCCCAGCGGAUCGUCACAUGCCGUUACUGGGCUUCAUGCUGUUACUGGGAUCUAUAGAGACCAUGCGGGGCGUUUCUAUAGAGCUCUACAGCUUGGUGAGGGCCAGAGUGGUACUGCUGAUGUGGGAGAGGCCUGGGAGCCUAGAGGACCGUGUCCUGGUGGGCCGAGCGACCCGAGUUUGCUCCGUAGCUUUCCUGGGCAUGUUGCCCACAGUCUGUACACUGGAGAGGCUGAUAGAGGGGUGAUCACUUGCUACGACAGGAGUUCGACCCUUCGCCACGUUCUCGACGGUUAUGUGAUAGCAGAUGAUAACGCUAGGACUACCGUAGAGACAUCGGGCCUUGCUCACCUCGUUGAUAUCACCUUCCAGAGCGAGCUGGACCCUGCUCUCAUCUCGGCAUUUGUGGAGAGGUGA